Molecule: messenger RNA, 6659 nt
Organism: Mastomys coucha (southern multimammate mouse)
Lineage: Eukaryota; Metazoa; Chordata; Mammalia; Rodentia; Muridae
Gene: Epb41l5
Product: erythrocyte membrane protein band 4.1 like 5
Exons: 25
Coding region: 256-2448 (730 amino acids)
Cellular component (GO): cytoskeleton
Molecular function (GO): cytoskeletal protein binding
Source: RefSeq, a predicted model, not a curated record
GGGCUGGGCGCUGAGUUUCGGGCGAGACCGCGCGCUGGCCGCCGAGGGCGCGGAGGGCCGGGCGCGUUGCCGGGGUCCCACGCGUCGUUGGGGGGGAGAACUCGGGUCCCCUCCCCCUAGAUCUCCGUGUAGCCGUGGGAUUAGGGGAAGGUCGCCUCGAGUGUCACCUCGCCGGGAUCGUGGGCAGACCCGGACGGGACUUGCAAGCUAGCUAGCUCGCGGGCGAGUGAAACUUGGGAAUCCGACGAAGCAGAAAUGCUGAGCUUCCUUCGAAGAACGCUUGGCCGCCGGUCUAUGCGCAAGCAUGCUGAAAAGGAGCGACUCCGAGAGGCGCAGCGUGCUGCCACACACAUUCCUGCAGCUGGAGAUGCCAAGUCCAUCAUCACAUGCAGGGUGUCCCUUCUGGAUGGGACAGAUGUCAGUGUGGACUUGCCGAAAAAAGCCAAAGGACAGGAGCUGUUUGACCAAAUUAUGUAUCACCUGGACUUGAUUGAAAGUGACUAUUUUGGUUUGAGAUUCAUGGAUUCAGCCCAAGUAGCACAUUGGUUGGAUGGUACAAAAAGCAUCAAAAAGCAAGUAAAAAUUGGCUCACCCUAUUGUCUUCAUCUUCGAGUUAAGUUUUAUUCCUCGGAACCAAACAAUCUCCGUGAGGAGCUAACCCGGUAUUUAUUUGUUCUUCAGCUAAAACAAGAUAUUCUCAGUGGGAAGUUAGAGUGUCCCUUUGAUACAGCAGUUCAGUUGGCAGCUUAUAACCUGCAAGCUGAACUUGGCGAUUAUGAUCUUGCUGAACAUAGUCCUGAACUGGUCUCUGAGUUCAGGUUUGUGCCCAUCCAGACUGAAGAGAUGGAACUGGCUAUUUUUGAGAAAUGGAAGGAAUGCAGAGGUCAGACACCAGCACAAGCUGAAACCAAUUACCUGAAUAAAGCCAAAUGGCUAGAGAUGUAUGGCGUUGAUAUGCAUGUAGUCAAGGCUAGAGAUGGCAAUGACUAUAGCUUGGGACUGACUCCAACAGGAGUCCUGGUUUUUGAAGGAGAGACCAAAAUUGGCUUGUUUUUCUGGCCCAAGAUAACCAGAUUGGAUUUUAAGAAGAAUAAAUUAACUCUAGUAGUUGUGGAAGAUGAUGAUCAGGGCAAAGAACAGGAGCAUACCUUUGUCUUCCGAUUGGAUCAUCCUAAAGCCUGCAAACACUUAUGGAAAUGUGCUGUGGAGCACCACGCCUUCUUCCGCCUCCGCGGACCUGUCCAGAAGAGUUCGCAUCGGUCCGGAUUCAUUCGACUAGGAUCACGAUUUAGAUACAGUGGAAAAACAGAGUAUCAGACCACAAAAACUAACAAAGCAAGAAGAUCGACUUCCUUUGAAAGAAGGCCCAGCAAGCGGUACUCCCGACGGACCCUGCAGAUGAAAGCAAGCACAACACCACCUGAAGACCUUGGUGUUCUUAAUCCUUCAGCCCAGAACAGUGACUCCCAACAGGCUUGGGGUGUGCGGUCUCCUGUGCCUGUGACUUCUUCCUCCUCGUCUGCUCCUGUGCUGGUGGAGAUAGAGAACCUUCCACAGAACCCUGCAGCACGCCAACAUGACAGCAAAUGCUUGCCCCUGAGCAUUGAUUUGCUCAGUAGCCCAGACUUACUAGAAACAACCAUUGGUGAUGUAACAAGGACGUCAGAGACUUCAGCACCAUUCCCAGCACCAGAUGACGUUAAUGUAGCCACCAGGUCAAGUGAAUUAGAGGAGCUCAAAGCUGAGUGCGAGACAUUAAAAGAUGACACAGAGAAGCUGAAACAGCUUGAAACAGAGCAGAAUAUCUUGCCAUCUCUUCGACCUACCAUUGACAUUAAUGUCAACAGCCAGGAAGAAGUGGUAAAGUUGACUGAGAAAUGUCUUAAUAAUGCCAUUGAGAGCCCAGGAUUGAGCGCAGUAAGGGUUCCUCCUGACUUCAAGAGUAACAUUUUGAAAGCUCAAGUAGAAGCUGUGCAUAAGGCUACAAGAGAAGAUAGCUUAUUAACUCAUAAAAAUGCCGGCCUUCAGGAUGCUGCCACAAACAGUACUGUAUGCAAUGAAAAUGACAUGCCCGUCUGCAGAGACUCCCUCACUCCGGUGCAGGGUACAGCUGCAGACAGUGACUCUGUGCUAAAGGAUGCUACUGAUGAACUGGAUGCCUUACUUCUUUCUCUAACUGAGAAUCUGAUGGAUCACACAGUAACACCCCAGGUGUCGUCAUCAUCCAUGAUCACACCCCGGUGGAUUAUUCCACAGAGCACUGCCAUUGCCAAUGGACUCGCAGGGUAUGGAGCGUCUCUGGCAGGGAUAGAUGGGUGUGGUCAGAAAGAUGGACUCCCACUCAUUUCCCCCCCAGCACCAUUCUUGGUAGAUGCCGUGACCAGCUCUGCCCCUCUGCCUGAAGACUCAGCCGUGAAGCAGAAGUGCUUGCUGACUACUGAGCUCUGAGGGCUGCUGUUCCCCACCUGGAACUGGAACGCCCCACCCUGUCCUGUCCCUGUCAGCCCUGGAUCCAGCUGAGUGUGUCCUUUACUUGGGGAAAAUCUUCUACCAGGAUUUGACUUUAACUCCAUAAAGAGAGUAGCUACAUUUUCCGUCCAACUGGAGUCUACCCUAUAUGACUGCUUAACUGAAGAUGCCCCCUCCCCCUCCUCCUCCUCCUCUGUAAUUGUAUUUGCAUUGCCAAUUCCUGAAGCAAGGAUGGUAACUAGUUCCUGCAAACUGUUGGCUCCACCUAGCGGUUGCAAGUGUUUAUAGCUUAGAGCGAGGCUUACUGUCCAGAGCCUUUUAUUGCUGCUUCCCUGUGAUGUCAGGUGAGCACACCUGAGCUGAGUGCCUGCUGGAGAAAUGGGUGGCACUUUCCUGCGCAUUCCCUGGAGAUGAGAAUUCAGGAAAUGGAUGAAAACACUGUGAUUAGAUCCCAGGCCAGCUCUUGCACAGCUGCUAGGAUUCUUGGAGAAGCUGAGAAGAACAUAGAGGGGUGAGGAUGUCACCCACACUUUAAAUUCUGAGCAGUAAUGACUGACCUUCUGUCAAAGAUAAAUCAGAGAGGUUCAGUGUCUAGGAAUGUACUCCUCAGACCCCAUUCCUGUCGGAAGCUUCGAAAUCACUGGCCUGUCCAUAACUGUGCAGCCUGGGCGGGAGGGAGCAAGUGCCAGCUCAGGGACCCGAGGUCUCAACCUGAGGCCUGUGGGCAGUGCGGCCCUACUAGGCUUACCAGCUGGGAGGUCUGUCAGGCCCUGUUUAGGCAUAGCCCCCAGUUCCUUUUGAUGUACACUAAGUGAGCUUACAGCUUCCAAGAUGAAAGGAAAAGAAAAAUACCUGGCAGAAAUGGGGAGUGGCCAUGAGAGGGUUUGGGUUCUUGAAUGAGUACAGUGAACGAAGUCAGUUUACAUUAGGGCUUUGUACUCAUUUUAAAGUUCUCUAGAAUCCCCCAUUCCCUUAGCCUGUACCAAAAGAAGUGAUGAUGGUAAAGUAGUACGCACCCAUCUUAGGAAAGUGUAUGGAUGUGUAUCUGUCACCCCAGAACAGAGAAAUGACUGUGCUGAAGUAGCUCUACCUGCUUGGGCUGAAGGGUCUGGCCUCAGUUGCCAUGGAGAUGAGGGUGAUAUGCAGAUGGUGGUGGUGCUAAUAGUGUUGCCUUGUGACCGAGCGCUGAUGCUGAGCUGUGUCCCCGGGAGUUUGGCUCUCUCUCUGCCCAGCGUGUGUUGUGUGUGUGCUUGAAUACUCGUCCUAUCUUCUCAGUUAAGACCCCCGCCCGUGCUCUGAAAGGCGCUGUGAUUGGAACUACCCUGGCUUCCUCGUGGCAUGGUAUGUGCUCAGGCAAACACUAAUGUCUUGAUUGGGAAGCUCGGGGAAUUCAGUUCACAGUGUCCAGGGGAGCUGGACAGUUUAGAAACCACUUUUGCUAAACAGUUUGCUAAGCAGUUGCCCUUCUUGCUGGCCGCCUCCCCUUAGCCAAUAGUGCAGCUUGUGCAUUCGUCAGCAGUGUUUUUGCCAGUCCUCAGUGAUAAGACAUUUCUUACAGUAUGGCACCUAGAAUCGGGGCUUGCCCCAGGACACAUUGCACUGGAUAUCAGAUUUCUAGUGUCUGGAAGUCCUGGAUGGCCUACAAGGCUAACUGUUCUGCUAGCACACACCAAGACAUGGUGGCUUAGACGUCCUAAAUGUCCUGUUCUGCUUAGGGACAAGCACUGUCCCUUCAAGAUUGAGUCGCUGAGAGUCAAUGUAUCCCAUAACAUUGUCUCCAGGUGCCUGAAUUCUUGCUAGUCAGAAUAUUUGCUAGGGACUUGGUUAGGCUUCACUUGAAUCUCAGUAAAAAGAAAUCCUAUGUUCUACUGUCAAGUUGUAAGCUUAGAAGUUAAUACUUAGGUGACGAGUUUGCCCUGACAGAUUAGACACUGUCAGAUGUUUCCUGUGCUCUUACAGCACGAAGUACUCUGCUCCUUUGAGAAUGGUAGUGUCUAAUGAGGCAGGCCUGAGAGCACCUGUGGAAGCAGGAGAGGCUGGGCAAGUCCAUGAGACAGUGAGAAUGCUGACAGAGUGAGGCUGGAGGUAUCAGCUGGGUAAGAAGGCAGCGGGCGGGGUGAGGCCGAGUCAGGAAGAUAGGCAGCUGCCCGCCAUGUGAGUUUAUGUCACAAUGGAGAUAGGGCCAAAAGGCUGUCCUGCUACAUGCCUAGGGAGGGAGCGAGGGAACUGGGCAAGGUUCAUAUUGUGUCCCUGGCUGGGGUAGGGACUUGGCAUGGCUGUUUCCGGUAAGAUAUGAAGGUUCAGUUAGGAGUCCGAGGCUCCGCCUCAGCACUUGGAGAGAAGGGAUCUGAAUAUGUGAAGGAGGGAUCUGGAUCCUGACAGCUUCCAGGGAGCAGCUCCUUUCCACACAGACUCCCAGUUACCGUCCCUGCUCCUCGGCAGGUGGGGUCCUUAGCAUUUUACUUUGCUUUGAGAAGUAUUCUUUACAGACCUGUGGACUGUCCCUAGGCGCCUGCCUUGCACAGGCUUAGCUAUCCUGGGCAUGUCUGGGGCUGAGGUCUCCAUGUUCCUAGGAUCUCCUGCUUGGUUUGCUCAGUUCCGGCUAAAGCUUGGCCCUCUCCCCUUGUAGCGGAGCCCCAGAAAACUGCUGUCCCUUGCUAGAUUGUUUGCUAGGUACUCAACUGAUGAAAAAUUGUAUUUUUUUCUUUCUUUUCUUCCUUCCUUUUUGUUUCUUUCCUUUUUUCUCUGUGUAGCUCUGGCUGUGUAGCUCCUGGAACUCACUCCAUAGACCAGGCUGGUCUCAGAUUCAGAGAUCCUCCUACCUCUGCCUCCUGAGGGCUUCACUAAAGGCCUGCACCACUACACCUGGGAACUUAUUUUCUAAGUAAGGUUCUUGUCUUUUCAUUUGGCAAGUAUCAUAUUCAUUCGUUGACUUGUGUUGUUUGACUUUGGUUGUUUUGAGAUGGGGUCUCACUCUGUAACCCAGGAUGGUCAGAACUCCUAGCAACCUUCCUGCCUCAGCGUUCCAGGUGCUGGGUUUUCAGCAUGAACCAUCAAGCCUGGCGUAUACUUGUUCUGACAAGCUGUUUAUUUGGUUGGCUUUGGUUUUGAGUUGCUAGGGAUCAGACCCAGGACCUUGGACCGGGAAUGGUGGUGUGUGUCUUAAGUCCCAUCACUCUCUGAGCUACAGGCAAACUAAGGCUACAUGGUGAGGCCUGUGUCUCACUCUGCCACCGAGCUCUGUCCCCAGACACAUUAAGUUUGUUCUAUAGAGAGCCAGAGAUAACAGACAGUUCACCACUCAGCUCUGCUGGUGCUGUGCAGUAGCAUCAGAGGCAGGGCUCAGCGUGGCUGCACUCACUGGAGCUGACUUACACUGCUGCCUCCCAGCUCCGAGCACAGUAGAGUGCUGCCUGCAGUGCAUGGUCCGCAGCACCAGCAGCCACUCAUGCAGUCAGCACGUGAGGACAUUGUGUCGAGUUGUCCACAGGGCUGCAAGAUGAGAUUGUGGGCCUCAGCUGUGAAAGUCUUAGUCCUAUUAUUUGAUCCAUCUCUUGGCCAUCCAGUUGACUGGAAAUUUGUAUACAUGUAUGUAAUAAAUAAUGUGGGUUUAUAGAUCAUUGAUGCUUUGUUUUUCUGGGGAAAAAAUUAAACUUGGGUUUGGAUGGUCAGGAUGAACUGGAAACAUUCCUGUGUUGCCAGGAUGGCUAAUGGCAAACACCAUGGGAACUUGUCCUGAGCUGUGUUCUGCUGUGUGAACUUGCUAGUGGGGUCACUUAUCUUUUUCUUUAUUGCAUUGUUGGGGGUGAUAGCCACUAAUUCUCAGGAUUCCUUCUUAUCAGAGUGUUGUGUGUGUGCGUGUGUGUGUGUGUGUGUGUGUGUGUGUGUGUGUGUGCGCGUGUGGUAUGUUCUCAUAGAACUCUGUACUCUUUCCAUUUUCGCAUCUGGAAUCUGGAUACAGGAGAUGAUUAUGAGGACUACUAGCUAGUUUGUGUUUACUUUUUCUACAUGUUAAGCUCUGCGGUAGCUUUGGAACUGUAAUUUAUUUUUGUAUCACGUGCACUCUACUCAGUGACUUCCUGUUGUAUGUUGCUUGUAUGAGAAGCACUGCACUGCACUGUGAGUUGUCUAUACACUGAACAAGAACUCUAGGUAUGACCCAUUCCAAUAAAACCUCCAUGAGAUGUUCA